AAAAGAUUCUUAAAAUGGGAGAUAACUGUAUACGGUCUAACGUUGGUAAUUUUGUAAUUUUGUGUACCAGCAGCACGAACUAUAGGUACAAACAUAUGUAUAUCAGUUUGUAAUGUGUUUAUGAGAUCAGUGAAAACAAUAGUGAUUGCAAAUAGUAUUAAUAUAAAAGCAGUGGUGUCUAUUAAAUACUAACAUGUCUUCCCUCCAAAAGUCGAUUUUGAAAUCAAAACUACCACCGACGGGUGUCAAUUUUGGAAUCGGCUCUAGGGUUAGCAAGUCAAAAGGAUUUCAUCGUAAGAGGGAUUAUGAGCCUGUUCAGUGGAUUCCUUAUUUUGAUCAUUCCGAAGAUGUGACGAUAGAAAGGGGCACAUUUCAUGUUUAUACCAAAGGGACAGAAGGACCGACAUUAGUAUUGUUACAUGGAGGUGGUUACAGUGCACUCACAUGGGCAGAAUUCACUAAAUCGAUUAUGACUAUGAUAGUCUGUAAAGUUAUGGCAAUAGAUCUUAGAGGACAUGGAGACACAUGCACAGAUAACGAGGAGGAUUUAUCUGGAGAAACUUUAGCAAAAGAUAUUGCUGAAGUUAUAAAAGCAUCAACAACAGAAGAUAGUUCUAUUAUACUUGUGGGUCAUAGUAUGGGUGGAGCAGUAGCUGUCAGAGCUGCUCCAUUAAUUCCAAAUUUAUGUGGUUUGGGAGUUAUUGAUGUUGUUGAAGGAACAGCUAUGGAUGCAUUAGCAUCUAUGCAAAGCUUUUUAAGAUCUCGGCCAUCUAAUUUUAGUUCUAUACCUCAAGCUGUGGAAUGGUGUGUACGAAGUGGCCAAAUCCGUAAUGUACAAUCAGCUAAGGUAUCAGUACCUGGACAAAUUAAAAACAUCGAAACUAAUAAAUUAGCUACUCACGAUAUUGGUUUACUGUCACAAUCAUCAUGCGAGUGUAAUAUAGAAACAACAAUGCCACGAGACGACAUUAUCCAAGAAGAGGAACCCGUAAAUAUGCCACCACCUUCUCAGAUCAAUACUGCCCUUCCCACUAAAAAAUAUGUUUGGAGAAUAGAUUUGUCAAAAACUGAACAGCAUUGGUUCGGUUGGUUUAAGGGAUUGUCAACUGCAUUCUUAAAUGUACCAGUUCCAAAAGUAUUACUUCUGGCUGGUGUCGACAGAUUAGAUCGAGAACUUACUGUUGGUCAGAUGCAAGGCAAAUUUCAAAUGCAAGUACUACCGGCAUGUGGGCAUGCUGUGCACGAAGAUGUACCAGAUAAAGUAGCAGAGGCAAUUGCUACAUUCAUGGUUAGACAUAAAUUUACAGAACCAGCAUCCGAUUUUCCACGAACUUUUCCUGCUUGUUAGAGCAAAUGAAAAAGUACAAUGGGUAAAAUUUGUUAAUACGAUAAUUAAAAACUUAGUGAGUUAGUUAAAAUGAUCAUUUUAUUUAUUUAAAAAAAGGUAUGUUCACAAAAUAUAUAUGGAUACAUGUAUAAAUAAAAACAGUAUCUCAUUGAGAGAAAUAAAUUCGUUCUUACAUA
This is a messenger RNA of Megalopta genalis, 1524 nucleotides long. RefSeq names its product protein phosphatase methylesterase 1. Gene Ontology annotation, molecular function: protein methylesterase activity. Gene Ontology annotation, biological process: protein demethylation. The record is from RefSeq and is a predicted model, not a curated record. Lineage: Eukaryota; Metazoa; Arthropoda; Insecta; Hymenoptera; Halictidae.